AUGUUUCCGUUGCUAAAGGGACAAUUCUUUAAUUAUAGAAAGAAGCUGUUAUUUGAUGAAGGAAACACUACUGCCGAAAAUGAAAAUCAAGUUGAGAAAUUAUUCACCAAGAACUUCGAAGAAUGUUCGUCAGGCGCCACCGCCGCUCAACAGGAACGAAAAAGACGCAGAACAGCUGAAAACACACCCACGUCACCGCAACAUGAUGACGUCAUCGUAGCCGAUUCACCCGUUAGUGACGUCAUUCGGGCUGUUGAACGGUUGUCGACACAUUCUGACCUCGUGGCCGACGGGUCACGUAAUAACGCUCUUCCGACAAUUGCGGGCAAACACAAAGACCUCAAGGCCAUUGCAUCUGAAACGAUGACUGCGGUACUAAACGGCGACUACGACCACCAUAUUGAUCACGUGACUGUUAUAGACUGCAGAUACCCGUACGAGUUCGAUGGAGGUCAUAUCAGGGGUGCCAUUAAUCUCUACACAAAGGACGCCGUCCAGAACUUUCUGAACGAGACUGUGACGUCAUCAGAUAAGAAUCACGUGAUCGUUUUCCACUGCGAGUUCUCAUCAGAACGAGGUCCAAAGAUGUACCGCCAUCUUAGAUCACUGGACCGUGACUUGAACCAGGACUCUUACCCGCGACUGAACUUUCCAGAGGUUUACCUCUUGGAGGGCGGAUACAAGGCGUUUUACCAGCAGUACGAGAACCAUUGCUUCCCCCAGCGGUAUGUACCCAUGCUUCACGAGGAGCACGCAAAAGACUUACGUCACUUCCGGGUCAAGUCCAAGUCCUGGGCAGCAGGUGAUAAACCGCGUCACAGGUCACGUGUGGAUAAAACCGGGAGAACCUUCCGACUCGCUUUCUGA
Messenger RNA from Mya arenaria, 867 nucleotides. Its product is annotated as M-phase inducer phosphatase 1-like. Bases 1 to 867 code for a protein of 288 amino acids. Gene Ontology annotation, molecular function: protein tyrosine phosphatase activity. The record is from RefSeq and is a predicted model, not a curated record. Gene Ontology annotation, biological process: protein dephosphorylation; positive regulation of G2/MI transition of meiotic cell cycle; positive regulation of G2/M transition of mitotic cell cycle. The transcript has 3 exons. Gene Ontology annotation, cellular component: cytoplasm; nucleus. Lineage: Eukaryota; Metazoa; Mollusca; Bivalvia; Myida; Myidae.